Molecule: messenger RNA, 1305 nt
Organism: Sporothrix brasiliensis 5110
Lineage: Eukaryota; Fungi; Ascomycota; Sordariomycetes; Ophiostomatales; Ophiostomataceae
Product: cystathionine beta-lyase
Exons: 2
Coding region: 1-1305 (434 amino acids)
Biological process (GO): transsulfuration; 'de novo' L-methionine biosynthetic process
Cellular component (GO): cytoplasm
Molecular function (GO): pyridoxal phosphate binding
Source: RefSeq, a predicted model, not a curated record
AUGGCCGACAAGCCCGUCUCCAAGGUGCUAUCCCGCGUCGACCUGGACGGCCACAACCUGCCGCCGUCGCCCGCCCCCUCCAGCCCGUCCAACGGCCGCCGACGCUAUGCCCUCGCAACCGAGCUGGUCUACACCGAGACCAAGGACCAGCAUGGCGCCUCCAGCAUCCCCAUCUACCAGUCCGCCACGUUCAAGCAGACCUCGGCCACCGGUGGCAGCGAGUACGACUACACCCGCUCCGGCAACCCCACCCGCACGCACCUCGAGCGCCACAUGGCCAAGAUCAUGAACGCCAACCGCGCGCUCGCCGUCGGCUCGGGCAUGGGCGCGCUCGACGUCAUCACCCGCCUGCUGUCGCCCGGCGACGAGGUCAUUACGGGCGACGACCUGUACGGCGGCACCAACCGUCUGCUGACGUACCUGGCCCGCAAGCAGAACAUUGUCGUGCACCACGUCGACACGACCGACGUGGGCGCGGCCGUCGCGCGCGUCUCCGACAAGACCGCCAUGGUCCUGCUCGAGACCCCGACGAACCCGCUCCUCAAGAUCGUCGACAUCCCCGCCAUUGCCAAGGCCGCGCACGCCGCCAACCCGCGCGCCCUCGUCGUCGUCGACAACACCAUGCUCUCGCCCCUGCUCUUCCACCCCCUCGACGUCGGCGCCGACAUCACCUACGAGUCCGGCACCAAGUACCUGUCCGGCCACCACGACAUCAUGGCCGGCAUCAUUGCCUGCAACGACGCCAAGCUCGCCGACGAGCUCUACUUUAUGAUCAACACCACCGGCUGCGGCCUGGCGCCCAACGACUCCUUCUUGCUCAUGCGCGGCGUCAAGACGCUGGCCAUCCGCAUGGAGAAGCAGCAGGCCAACGCGCAGACGAUUGCCGAGUUCCUCGAGGGCCACGGCUUCCGCGUGCGCUACCCCGGCCUCGCGUCGCACCCGCAGUACGACCUGCACUGGGCCAUGGCACGCGGCGCGGGCGCCGUGCUGUCCUUUGAGACGGGCGACCCGGCGCUGUCGGAGCGCAUUGUCGAGGCGACGCGCCUCUGGGGCAUUUCCGUCAGCUUCGGCUGCGUCAACAGCCUCAUCAGCAUGCCCUGCCAGAUGAGCCACGCGAGCAUCGACGCCAAGAUCCGCCAGGAGCGCCAGAUGCCCGAGGACAUUAUCCGGCUGUGUGUCGGUAUCGAGGACGUCCACGAUUUGAUUGACGAUCUGCAGCGCGCACUCGUGCAAGCCGGUGCAGUCACUCUGUCUAUUGACGGUUUCGAGGCAAACGGCUCUGCUCCUGCGCCUGCGGAGACCUAA